This is a messenger RNA of Cyphellophora europaea CBS 101466, 1251 nucleotides long. RefSeq names its product mitogen-activated protein kinase spm1. The record is from RefSeq and is a predicted model, not a curated record. Gene Ontology annotation, biological process: protein phosphorylation; intracellular signal transduction. Lineage: Eukaryota; Fungi; Ascomycota; Eurotiomycetes; Chaetothyriales; Cyphellophoraceae. Gene Ontology annotation, molecular function: MAP kinase activity; ATP binding. The transcript is spliced from 5 exons. Bases 1 to 1251 code for a protein of 416 amino acids. Gene Ontology annotation, cellular component: nucleus; cytoplasm.
AUGGGGGAUCUCGGUGGCCGCAAGACCUUCAAGGUCUUCAACCAAGACUUCAUCGUGGAUGAAAGAUACACAGUUACAAAGGAGCUAGGGCAAGGUGCAUACGGCAUUGUUUGCGCCGCCACAAACGGUCAGACCGGGGAGGGCGUUGCCAUCAAGAAGGUCACCAAUGUCUUCAGCAAGAAGAUCUUGGCCAAGCGCGCCCUGCGAGAGAUCAAACUGCUUCAACAUUUCCGAGGCCAUCGCAAUAUCACCUGCCUCUACGACAUGGAUAUUCCUCGGCCUGAGAACUUCAAUGAAACCUAUCUCUACGAGGAACUCAUGGAAUGCGACUUGGCUGCCAUUAUCCGUUCCGGUCAACCAUUGACGGAUGCUCAUUUCCAGUCCUUCAUCUAUCAGAUCCUGUGCGGCUUGAAGUACAUUCACUCAGCUAACGUCUUGCACCGAGAUCUCAAACCUGGUAAUCUCCUCGUGAAUGCCGACUGCGAACUGAAAAUCUGUGAUUUCGGUCUAGCUCGUGGCUUCUCGAUGGACCCAGAGGAGAAUGCUGGCUAUAUGACUGAAUACGUUGCUACCCGAUGGUACCGUGCCCCAGAGAUCAUGUUGAGCUUCCAGAGCUACACAAAAGCCAUCGAUGUCUGGUCUGUAGGCUGCAUCUUGGCCGAGCUGCUGGGUGGUCGGCCCUUCUUCAAGGGUCGCGACUACGUCGAUCAGCUCAACCAGAUUCUACACUACCUGGGCACGCCAGUCGAGGAGACUCUGUCGAGAAUCGGCUCACCUCGUGCACAGGAAUAUGUCCGGAAUCUCCCAUUCAUGCCCAAGGUGCCGUUCCAGCGUCUUUUCCCUCAAGCAAACCCGGAUGCGCUUGACCUUCUAGACCGGAUGCUGGCAUUCGAUCCUUCGUCUCGUGUCUCGGUUGAGGAGGCGCUUGAGCACAGGUACCUUCACAUCUGGCACGAUGCAUCAGAUGAGCCCGCCUGCCCCAAAACAUUCGAUUUCGCCUUUGAAGUGGUGGAAGAUGUGCAGGAGAUGCGCAAGAUGAUCCUGGACGAAGUCACCCGCUUCCGCCAGCAUGUUCGCCAAGCUCCAGGCUCGCAAGCCUCUCCGGCAGGUGCAUCUCAAAACGUACCCAUUCCUUCCAAUCCCCAACAGUACAGCAGACAGCCAGAGGACCCGAGGCCCCAGGAGGCAUCCAAUUUUGGCAACGAUCUGGAGCACGAACUCCAAGCUGGCUCGGACAUGAUGUCGCGAUGA